Messenger RNA from Styela clava, 758 nucleotides. RefSeq names its product histone H2A.V. Lineage: Eukaryota; Metazoa; Chordata; Ascidiacea; Stolidobranchia; Styelidae. Gene Ontology annotation, molecular function: structural constituent of chromatin; DNA binding; protein heterodimerization activity. Gene Ontology annotation, cellular component: nucleosome. The record is from RefSeq and is a predicted model, not a curated record.
UAGUGAAGUCAGGUGACCAUUCUGUGCAACGUCAGACAAAGUCGCUUCUCUGUUCCGUACUCUGAAGAAAGAAACCUAAAAUGGCUGGAGGCAAAGCUGGCAAAGACUCUGGAAAGGCAAAAGCCAAGGCAAUUUCUCGAUCUGCACGGGCUGGACUUCAGUUCCCCGUUGGCCGUAUUCACAGGCAUUUGAAGAGCCGAUCAACUUCUCAUGGACGUGUUGGUGCAACUGCUGCAGUUUACAGUGCAGCUAUCCUAGAAUACCUCACUGCUGAAGUUUUGGAGUUGGCGGGAAAUGCCAGCAAAGAUCUUAAAGUAAAAAGAAUCACACCUCGUCACUUGCAACUUGCUAUCAGAGGAGAUGAAGAAUUGGAUUCUCUCAUCAAGGCUACCAUUGCUGGUGGUGGUGUCAUUCCACAUAUCCACAAGUCUCUCAUCGGCAAAAAAGGCCAACAGAAGGCUCCAUAAACAGUUUGAACAUUGAAGCAAACUAGAAAACCUAUUUGGGAUGCAGUCUCAGAACCUCAAUGUCAAAGAAAGAAUUUAGAAUUGUUUCAGUUGGAUAAACAUUGUUUUGAUUUGCUUGAAUACAACUUUGAAUUUAGUAUAAAUUUGACCAUUGGCCAUUCCAAACAAUGUUUUCUACAUUGUAUUUCACUGCCUCCCAAGGAAGUGCCGUUGUUUUGUUUUCUAGCUGAUUAUUUUUUAUUGUAUACCCUUUUUAUAUUAGUCUUGUCAAUAUACCAGGUUGAUUUUUAA